Messenger RNA from Cetraspora pellucida, 120 nucleotides. The record is from the annotation of a GenBank genome assembly. NCBI's taxonomy places the organism in Eukaryota, Fungi, Glomeromycota, Glomeromycetes, Diversisporales, Gigasporaceae.
AUGUCAAAAUCUGAAACUAUCUCUUUAAAAAAACCUGCUGAAGAAGGUAGACGUAUUUUCAGAAACAAAAUCGAUGGAGUAAGAAUCGUAUUUGAAAAAUGGCAAACUGGAAAUAUUCAG